Messenger RNA from Nicotiana tabacum (common tobacco), 528 nucleotides. NCBI's taxonomy places the organism in Eukaryota, Viridiplantae, Streptophyta, Magnoliopsida, Solanales, Solanaceae. The record is from RefSeq and is a predicted model, not a curated record.
AUGCACCAAAGGAAGUACACUUUGGAACUGAUCUUUGAACUUGGGCUGGGAGCUGCAAAGCCACCUAUCACACCUAUUGAAGUCAACAUUAAGCUAACCACCAAGGAGUAUGAUGAACAUACUAGCAGUUACAACACAACAAAUGAUGAAUUAUUACAAGAUCCUAGCAAAUAUCAAAGACUACUAGGAAAACUACUCUACCUCGCUGUCACAAGACCAGACAUAGCUUUUAGUGUUCAGACACUGAGAUCAGAAUACAGAAGCAUUGCAUCAAUUGUGGCAGAGUUAGUUUGGAUGCUUGGAUUGCUUAAAGAUAUUGGAGUGUCAGUUGCUCUUCCUGUGAACAUUCACACUGAUAGCAAGGCAGCAAUUCAAAUAGCUGUCAAUCUAGUGUUCCAUGAGCGUACCAAAAACAUUGAGAUAGAUUGUCAUUUCAUAAGGGAAAAGAUACAGAAUGGGUUGGUGAAGACAGAGUAUGUGGCCACUAAGGAACAACUUCCAGAAAUCCUAACCAAAGGCGUAACCAAA